GUGUAUGUUUGUGAUUGUGAUUGAAAAUUGAAAUCCCUUGAGUUGAGCUUGAGCAUUUAUGCGCACAGUCUCUCAAGUUGUGAACGCACCCUAUCCAUGACCGUUUUAAAGGGAAACAUGGCGACUGCCAAUUGCAGUAGAAAUGUCAAACAUUGAAUUCAACGUUAUUACCAGUGAUAAAACGAGUUUGGUGUUAUGUAGAAAAUCAAAAUGUCUCGUUUAGUAGAUUAUUUCAUCGUAACUGGAUACGACCAUGACAAAGACCGUGGUGGCUUCAGCCAAGGAAAAAUCAUUCAACGUUUCCCUGAAAAAGACUGGGAAGACACACCUUUCAUUCCAGGUAUUGAGCUGUUCUGUCAGCCACUGGGAUGGAUGCUAUCAUCAGAACAGCAGGAACCAAAGUUCUUCAUCUCAGUCCUAACUGGCAUUGAUGGCAACAGGCACUAUUGUGCCUGCUUGAGUUUUAAUGAGGCUGUUUCCAUCUCCCCGUCUAAAAUUGAUGAGGAAGAAGACACAGCAACUGAUUUUCGGAACUUUCAGUUGCUUGGGCUUAAUCGUUCUCUCUCCUCUACAAGUACUCACCACAGCAUAAUGUAUGCACCAACAUGCCUUGUUCUUGUCUCUAGGCAUAAUUAUCCAGACACGUUCCGUAACUGCUUAGGAAUUAUUUAUACAGUGCACAUUGAGAACAUGGGACUACCGUUGGAGACGCUAAUUGGCAACUUAUUAGGCUGUGUUUUUGUACCGUCACCGGGUGGACCUCAGAUUCAUUUCAGUAUUGGCGCCAAGGACAAGCAAUAUCUUCAACCACCGGCUAGUCCGACACUGCCCGUCACUGGUUCAACCGUAACACGGUUGUUCCAGCAAUUAGGCAUCAAGAAUACACUUUCUGUUUUUUCCGCGGCGCUGACAGAUCAAAAAGUGUUGUUUCACUCGAGCAGCCAUACACGACUGAAUGAGGCUUGUCACGCACUGACAUCAAUCAUGUUUCCCUUCCGAUACGCCUACGUCUACAUUCCCAUUUUACCAGCCACCAUUGUUGAAGUCCUCUCGUCACCAACACUUUUUAUUAUGGGAGUUCACUCUUCGUUGCGAAACCAAGUGCCCGAACUGAUGGAUGUCGUCGUGGCAGAUCUGGAUGGAGGGUCUGUCACCAUACCUGGAAGUAUCAGUGUCCCCCUUUUACCCGAACCUCUUCUAACAAAUGUCCACGAAGCCCUCAGUAUGGUCCUUCAGCCAGAGUUGCGCAGCGCCGAUUGGGCAUUUCCACUUUCGUCUGUUCCAAAGAUUGAACCUUAUACUCAGGACAAGGAAAUUCGCGCAAUUUUCAUUCGAUCCUUGGCUCAUCUUCUCCAAGGAUACCGCCAUUGUCUUACAAUAUUACGUAUUCACCCAAAGCCAGUCAUUACUUUCCACAAGGCGUCUUUUCUUGGCCAUCGCGGUUUGGUCGACUGUGAAUUUACAACACGUGUUUUAGGAAUGUUUUUCAACACUUUUGUGGCAGAACGAGGACCAUCUUGGCGAGUCUGUGACGUUUGGGACGACGUGUAUAGCGCUUUAGCCGAUCAACUACGAGCUGAAAGUCACGAUCAAAAGCUUGUCUUAACGCAUAUUCGUCAACUGGCUGCGCAGCUUGCUGCUAACGAAGAACCUUCGCCGCAGCCUUUCACGCAACGCAUCCCACGACCUACCGAGGGUGCUUUCACCCGGAUUCAUCAGCCGGUUUUCCCUAAGCUAUCACCUGAGCUCAUCCAGCAGCGAAUCGAUCAAGGCCUAGCGAAAGGCAAUGCUGAUCUAGUCCAAGCGGCCGUCAAAUCUUCCGCCUCAGCUCCACGACUUGUACCAAUGGGACCGCCGUUGAGCGGUUUGCAAGAUUCACGACACCUUUUCAACAACUCUGCUCGUCGCCUUGAAGUCUUGCGAAAUUGCAUAAAUUGCAUUUUUGACAACAAGAUCUCGGACGCUCGUAAGACAUUUUCGGCAGUUUUGCGUGCUCUUAAGACAAACGAUUCACGAUUGGCUUUGUGCACCGAACUUGGUCAUCACGUGGCCGGUAGCCGAGCUAUCCUUGAUCCAGCUCAAUUUGAUCUUGUCGUUCGUUUAUUAAAUUGCGCCCUUCAAGACACUUCGGUUAUGGAUGAAUAUGGUGUGGCGGCAGCUAUUCUUCCUUUGGCAACUUCUUUUUGCCGAAAACUUUGUACUGGUGUAGUUCAGUUUGCCUACACCUGUAUUCAAGAUCAUCCAGUAUGGCAAAGUCAACAAUUUUGGGAAGCUUCGUUCUAUCAAGAUGUUCAGCGAGAUAUUCGUGCGCUGUAUCUUCCUCGUUCCGACUCCAACAAUACGGAUACCAUUCAGGUUACUAAAUUUGAAAUGUCAGUGCUAGAAAUCGCAGCCCAACAAAUGCGACGAUGGCCAUCAAUGACCAUCGAACAGCGUCUUGAAUUAGAAGCCAACGAGGAAUCUACCAUCUACUCUCAAGCUAUCCAUUACGCCAAUCGUAUGGUAUACUUGCUGAUUCCCCUGGAAGCUGGCGAGAGACGACGGAGAGAGAGAGCAGUUGCGGGGCACGGAGAACAUGACAGCGUCAGUGCCAGUGUAACGAACACGAGCGUAGCGGACAGCGAACGAUCUGGUGGCGAUGACGAGUCGGGUUUCGAAGAGGCACUAGCUGGAGAGACGGGGACUGCUGUUGUUCGUUUUGUAUCACGUUUCGUCGACAAAGUAUGCAACGAAGGAAAUGUUACCCCGGAGCAUGUUCGAUCUCUCUAUCAAAUGAUUCCUGGAGUCGUGGCUAUGCAUCUUGAGACUCUAGAAACUGUCAGUCGAGAAGCUCAACGACUGCCUCCCAUACAGAAACCAAAGAUUUUAACUCCAAGUUUGUUAAACGGUGAACGCCUUCUUGUGGAAGGAAUACGAGUUUAUUUACUGCCAGACGGACGGGAAGAGGGCCCAUGCUCGGCAGGAAUGAGCCUGCUACCAGCCGAAGGCGCUCUUUUUUUGACGAAUUAUCGAAUCAUAUUCAAGGGUACUCCUUGUGAUCCACUUGUCUGCGAACAAACAGUUGUUCGUGCUUUUCCCGUUACGUCAUUGACGAAAGAAAAACGAAUAUCAGUCCAAUAUUUGGGCCAUCUCGAUCAGUGGCUUCAGGAAGGACUCCAGCUACGUUCCAAUACUUUUCAGAUGUUGAAAGUGGCAUUCGACGAAGAGGUGAAUUUAGACAGUGUUGAACAACUCCGCAAGUAUAUCCAUCGCGUCCGCCAUCCACCCCAGCCUUCCGUCUUCCAUUAUUUUGCUUUUGUCGGCCAGACAAUUGUAGAUGCCACGCCCAUUCACAAGGGCAAAGAAAAAAGCGCAACACUUAAAGGAAUGGCAAAGAAAACUCUUUUGAAAACAGCCCGGCAAGUUGGACUCAAACCCAAGAGCGCAAAUAAGAGAAAAAAGUACAUUCUUCAACCUGGAAUUACAUCCGUUGGUGGAAGCACAAGCGGAAGCGGUUCUCUCUUGCGAGAAGAAGAUGAAAUGGUAAUGGACGAAUCAUCUGCCAGGAGUCUUAAUCCUAAUGGCUCUGUUGGCGUUAUCAAUGUGGUCCUACAACCCGACCCCAAGACCCUGGAACGUGUCAUUGAACGCAGCUAUUGUAAGGAUUAUCAGAGACUCAACCUAGCACCGUCACCUAAUACCACAGGCACACUGACGCCCGGGAAACCCAAAAGCGAUUCAUUUAGAAUUUCUACAGCUAAUAGCAUGUACAACUUAUGUCGUACCUAUCCAGCGUUGGUGGUAGUGCCCGCCCAUCUUUCCGAUGACAGUCUUAGUAGGGUAGCUCGAUGCUAUCGCCAUGGUCGCUUGCCGGUUAUUACAUGGCGUCAUCCUCGAACCAAAGGACUUCUCCUGAGGGGCGCUAGUUUCCAUGUUAAGGGAGUUAUGAAUAUGCUGAGGAGUAAUGCCAAUGCCAAUUCUAUGGCUGCUGCACCGCCUGGACCAAAUGAUCCUGUCUCAUCAAGUCUGGAACAGGAACGUUAUCUAAAUGCUAUCAUCACAGCUACACCUGUAGCUGUGUUGCGUGAAGGAUCCUCUUGGGCAAUGUCAGACAGUACGCUGAGCAUCACUUCCCUGGUCCUAACUGUCGGCAAUUCCGCAAUGGGAUCUGCUAGCGGUGUAUCGCCAACUGGUGGACUGGAGACUCCUGAUGUCGGUCGAAAAAAUAAUUACUUCGGUCACGGUGGAACUAUUUCCAAAGCAAUGAGCACAUUGCGUCAUAAUACUGGCCGCAAAAGUGUCGGUCUCUGGGGUGCCGCGAAGGAUCGGCGUUCCGGAAGCGGAACUGCUACUCUUGCAAUUCCCCAUUCACCUCAUUUUCGUAGUAGCAGUGGACUAGGCGCAUCAGGAGGUGAUGGUGAUUCAUCAUCCACGGGGGAGUCUGCUCACUCUAUACGGCGAGCUGCUCUUUACAUCUUUGGCGAGAAGACCCCGAUUAAAGCCAUUCGCACAGACACACUUCCCAAAACGGAUUUCAUUCCGGUUGAUUUCCCUGAGCCACGCAACGUCCGUAACGCGUUCAAAAAGCUUGUCCGUGCUUGCGUACCCAGCUCAGUAAGCUCGGAGCCAGAUCAAAGUUUCUACCGUGCUGUUGAAAACUCUGAAUGGCUUCAACAAUUACAAACGUUGCUGCAAAUCGCUGGAGCGAUGGUAGAUCUGAUGGAUUUGAACGGAUCGUCUGUGAUGCUGUGUUUGGAAGAUGGCUGGGAUGUAACGGCGCAAUUGACUUCCAUCACACAGAUCUGUUUAGAUCCAUAUUAUCGCACAAUUGAUGGAUUUCGAGUUCUAAUUGAAAAAGAGUGGUUGGCCUUUGGCCAUCGGUUUUCCCAUCGAAGCCACCUCAAUUCCAAUUCUCCCGGUUCUGGUUCGAGUUCAUUCACUCCCAUCUUCCUGCAGUUUCUAGACAUGGUUCACCAAAUUCACAGGCAGUUUCCCCAGUCGUUUGAAUUCAAUCAAUUCUACCUCAAAUUUCUGGCUUAUCAUCAUGUUUCAUGUCGAUUCCGCUCCUUUUUACUGGACUCGGAAUAUGAUCGUGCAGAUGCUGGGAUCAUGGCCAUUGAAGAUAAACGUGGCUCUCUAUCUCGUCAUCACCGCAGCUUUGACACUUUGUCGGACGAUGAAUCAAGUCUCUUUCCUAACGGUGGACGUAUAUUGCCCGGUAGUUCAAAUGCCCAAUCUUCUUCUACCAGUGCAGGCCAGUCUAUUUUCGACUACAUUGAGAAGCAGUCAGCCAAGUCUCCCAUCUUUCACAAUUUUUGUUACACAUCGGAAAGCGAUAACCUCGUGCUUCGUCCGUACUGUUCCGUCUCCAAUCUGGUAUUGUGGGACUAUUUCCUGACGGAGGAGCUUUCUUUUGGUUCACCUUAUGACCUGGAGGUCAGUGCAAUGGAUUUGGCCCAAGCGGAAGAAGCACGAGCCAUGGAAGGUCCCAGUACAUCGCCUUCCCAUCGGCGUACUGUCACCAUAGGAUAUGAUGGAGUUCAGCACCAUUUACCAGAUGUGUUUAGCUAUAUGCUAGAUGAGAUACGCCGAUUGGAGACUGAAUUGGGCCAUCUACCACAAAAGUGGAAACUUCUUUGGGAUCGUAUGGAGCCACCAGUUCAAGAUUUCCCGGCAUCCAGACAAGAAGUUAGUUCCGUGGCAAUGGCUAGAGCUCACGCCCGGGACAUUCACAAACGACAAACGAUGGAAAUCCUGCUUAAAGGUCGCUUUCCUGCCGGAAGUGGGGCUGGUGCAGGGGCCGGUGUUGGAAUGGAAGGAGUCGCCCAAGUCUAUACCAACCCUCACCGUUUCGAAAAGUAUAACUUUUCUAGCCCCACCAGCUGUGACUAUUGCUCAACCAUUUUGUGGGGCAUAGUCAAAACUGGGAUGCGCUGUAGUGAUUGCGGUUACAACUGCCACGAGAAGUGCAUCGACCUUGUACCGAAGCACUGUUCCAAAUAUCAGACUUCAUCUGGAGGUUUAGGAGGUGUCGGAGAUGGGGGAGUUGGUCCAUCGACGCCUACAGUCAGCCAAUCAGGCAGGCCUGGAAGCGUAGACGUCUCUUCCGUUGGUUCCAAUGUCUCACCGCAUACUUCCACGUCUCACCAGCACUACGAUCAGUUUAGUCCGAAUAUUGCAGAGAAUCGAACCCAUGAGGGUUAUCUAUACAAGCGAGGUGCCUUGCUCAAAGCCUGGAAGCAAAGGUGGUUUGUUCUUGAUUCGGUGAAACACCAGUUGCGGUACUACGAUUCUAUGGAGGACCCUUGCUGCAAAGGCUUUGUCGACUUGGCUGAUGUUGUCUCUGUCGCACCAUCUGGCUCUGUUCCACAGGGAGCUCCUAAGAAAUUUGAUGAAAAGACGUUAUUUGAAGUACGCACUCAGCGCCGGACUUACAAUUUCUGUGCCAACGACUCUGCUUCUGCCCAAGAAUGGAUUGAAAAGAUUCAAGCUUGUCUACAGUAGCUUUCUUUUUUCGUUUGUUUAGCGUUUCUUCUUGACGACGAUUAUCAAUCUUUUGAAAUUCCGUCUAUCAGUUUCCUUGAGAUCGUCGUAUUGUUCCUUGCGUGGACUCGACAACUAGUUCUGCUACCUUUCCUAUUUUCGAUCAAAGACAAAAAAAAAAAAAAAAAAUUGUACCGUGUAGUCUUUUGUUCACUUUCGUUUCUGACAAAAUGUUUGGUUUGUAGAAUAAUGCACCAAAAAUUACGUUUGGCUCUGACUGGAGGAGAUUGCUGCUGAUCAAGACCUUUCCUUUUAUUACCAUUCAUUGUCCUCUUGUUUUUUUGUUAAGGGAACGGGAGGAUUCUUCCUCGCGUUGAAUUGCUUCAUACGCCUGUUAAAAUAUCAAAAUGCAAACGCAUCAAGAAAUACUAUUAGGAAAGAACAAGUUGUGUAUCGAAUUGUAUAUAGUCACGCUUGUUCUUGUUUUUUUUGUUUUUUUGUUGAAAACCCUGAUGGAAAUACAUUUGAACUUAAAUAGUAAA
This is a messenger RNA of Daphnia pulicaria, 7004 nucleotides long. It is a transcript of the gene Sbf, whose product is annotated as myotubularin-related protein 5-like. The transcript has 9 exons. The record is from RefSeq and is a predicted model, not a curated record. Lineage: Eukaryota; Metazoa; Arthropoda; Branchiopoda; Diplostraca; Daphniidae. Bases 211 to 6483 code for a protein of 2090 amino acids.